Aspergillus ibericus CBS 121593 is the source of this 488-nucleotide messenger RNA. RefSeq lists its product as uncharacterized. Bases 130 to 426 code for a protein of 98 amino acids. The transcript has a single exon. NCBI's taxonomy places the organism in Eukaryota, Fungi, Ascomycota, Eurotiomycetes, Eurotiales, Aspergillaceae. The record is from RefSeq and is a predicted model, not a curated record.
GGCAUCAAUGACGGCGUUACAGAUGAUUUGCGACACAUGAUACUCUUUUCGUCCUUUGCUUUGCAUUACACACCGACAGCAGUGACUUCUUUCGUUUGCCUUUGACAGCGCUAGCGUUUGUUUCCUUCUAUGCAUAAGAGCGGCGGGUCGGCUGUUUGUUUGACACUUUCAAUCCCGCAUAUAUGUCAUGAAGACCUGGUCAGCCUCGCGGCUUGGGAUAUGAUUUGGAUGAGGAAUGUUUUGAUUGCUUUGUUUGUUUCUGUCGCGGUAUGCUGUGCAUGUUACUGGUCGGUACUGGUAUCGGACUGGUCUGCGACGCUGGUAUACAUCAGGAUGUAUGCGCAGGUUGAUACCAUGACGCGGUGCAGUAGGUUGUUACGCCUGUGGCGGGUUGACACAGUCCGUGACUGUGGAAAUCUUCGAUAACAGACUACUGUCCGUGUGGUAUCGGUAGGGUCAUCUCCUAUCAUCCAGGCUGGUAUCCUGGA